Messenger RNA from Synchiropus splendidus (mandarinfish), 3245 nucleotides. RefSeq names its product TBC1 domain family, member 23 (gene tbc1d23). Gene Ontology annotation, cellular component: trans-Golgi network. Gene Ontology annotation, biological process: retrograde transport, endosome to Golgi; embryonic brain development. The transcript is spliced from 19 exons. The record is from RefSeq and is a predicted model, not a curated record. Bases 35 to 2125 code for a protein of 696 amino acids. Lineage: Eukaryota; Metazoa; Chordata; Actinopteri; Syngnathiformes; Callionymidae.
UGUCGGCGUGUGACGUGUCUCCGUCAAUACAAAGAUGUCGGAUGAAGUGGAAGAAGCUUUUGGGGGCAGUUGGGACCAGGACCUUGCUGAGGCACUGGACUCCGGUGGCUCUGACAUGGAGAUGGAACGUGGUUUUACCCAGGCUGAGGAUAAUUCCCCUCAGCAUAGAGCCAAGAUGUGGAAGAUCGCCCUGAAUGUCUCUGGCAAAGGAGACAGUCUGGCAUCAUGGGAUGGCAUCCUGGAUUUACCCGAACAAACACUCAUUCACAACCGAACUCGACAGCUGAUAGACCAACUGAAUGUGUCAGAGGAAGAGAAGGCUGACAUGGUGUCUGACGUGGAGUCAGUCAUCACCUUCUACUGCAAGUCGCGCAAUAUUAGCUUCACCUCAGAGCCCAGCUGGCCGCACAUUAUUAAGCCACUUCUCGGUCUCCAACUCCAUCGCAGCGACCUCUACAACUGCUUCUAUGCUGUCAUGAACAAAUACAUUCCUAGAGACUGCGUGCCCAAUGGCCGCCCCUUCCACCUGUACAGGCUGCUGCUGCAGUACCAUGAGCCGGAACUCUGCUCAUUUUUGGACACCAAAAAGAUCACACCAGACUCCUAUGCCAUCAACUGGCUUGGGAGUCUCUUCUCCAGUCACUGCCUCCCAGAUGUCACUCAGAGUUUGUGGGACUCCUACCUACAACAGGCAGACCCUUUCCUUAUCUUCUUCCUCAUGCUCAUCAUCCUCGUCAACGCCAAAGAGACCAUACUUUCACAAGAAGGAGACAGCAAGGAAGACAUCAUCAAAAUGCUUGAAGCUUCUCCUUCGCUUUUGGAAGCUGAGGACAUAGAAGACUUAUUUUCUUUGGCCCAGUAUUACCAGAGCAAGACUCCACUUUCCCUGAGAAAAAUGAACCAAAAUCUUUUUGGGAGCAGCCUGGUGGCUCUGAAGGAAGAGGACAUGGACUUGAGUCAAGCUUUGUGUCUGCCUGUGUCCGUGCCUGAGAUUCUGCAGGCAAACCAGCUACAGCAGGAUGGGGUUCGGUUCUUUGUGGUGGAUUGUCGGCCUGCAGAGCAGUACAACGCAGGUCACUUGUCGACAGCCUUUCACUUGGACUCUGACCUGAUGCUCCAAAACCCAUCUGAGUUUGCACUGUCAGUCAAGUCCUUGUUAGAAGCUCAGAAGCAAUCUUUGGAGUCUGGCUCCAUCGCCAGCGGAGAGCACCUGUGCUUCAUGGGCAGUGGGAGGGAAGAGGAAGACAUGUACAUGAACAUGGUGCUGGCCCACUUCCUGCAGAAAAACAAAGAAUAUGUCAGCAUUGCUAAGGGGGGUUUUAUGGCACUUCAACAACACCUGGUUGACAUGAAUGUGGAGGGCCUAGAUUCAUCAUACGUCCACUGGAUUGUCAGCACGUCAGGAUCCCUCAGCAGCCUCAGUUCCAUGGAUGGCGACUCGCUGAGCAGCCCCAGCGACGGAAAAGGAGUGAAGUCUUUGGUGAACAAGAUGACAUUUGCUCUCAAGUCCAAGUCGGUCAACGUGAAGGAGAAGAUGAUCAGCUUCAUUGAGAACACUUCCACCCCUGUAGACAGAAUAUCUUUCACUCUGCCGUGGCCUGAGAAAGUGGUUCCUGAUCGACACGUGAGCAGCAGUGACCGCGUGGGCAAGCCAUACAGGGGUGUGAAGCCGGUAUUCAGUAUUGGUGAUGAAGAGGAGUAUGAUACAGAUGAGAUUGACAGCUCGUCCAUGUCAGACGACGACAGGAAGGAGAUUGUCAACAUUCAGACCUGGAUAACCAAACCAGAUGUCAAGCACCACAUUCCAUGUAAUGAGGUGAAAGAAACUGGCCACAUGUUUCAGAGCCACUUGUUGAUCACAGCCACUCACAUGUACUGUUUGCGAGAGAUUGCCUCCAGAAAAGGCUUCGCCUACAUCCAGUCCAGACAGGCGCUGAGCUCUGUGGUGAAGAUCACGUCAAAGAAGAAGCAUCCAGAGCUCAUUACCUUCAAGUUUGGCAGCAACAACUCAGCCGGUGUGGAGAUCUCAGCAGUUGAACGUUAUUUGAUACCCAACGCUGGCGACGCCACUAAAGUCAUCAAACAGCAGAUCAUGAAAGUGCUGGAUGCUCUGGAGACCUCCUAGAAGCCCACGUGCUGACCCAGUGACACAAAAACUUUUGAGAGUCUGCCAAGAGCGGAUGCCGCCGCCGUUUUCUGGACUGUUGAUUGUCAAGACCGUUCUGGACAAGGGAGCUGUUGACUUCAGAAACUGCCACUGCCUGGAUGUCUCCUGGGUGCUCAUCUGACGGGGUAGUCCCACUACCCCUUUUACAUGAACCUGCUGUGUGUAUUUUUGUUUGGAACAUCUUCACAGUGCAAGUCCUCUGGCCUUAACGUAGCGUUGUACAUUUUACACAACCGACCAUUUCCUUUGAGCAGAGCGGAUCUUUUCUAACCAAAUCAAAAAGUUUCUCUACACUCGUCUAGAAUCAGGAAGUCAGCGCAGAAGUCAGGUUUCCUUUCAAAUUAAGCAGACCGCCUUAAAUUUGGGGAUUAUAAAUAUGUAAAUAUUAUAUACUACUCUCUAUUAGCACAGGCGUUGUUUUGAAAUCCUAUUCUCAAUAUGCAGUUGGUAAAUGGUCUUCUGUUUAAUUCUUCUUAUUUCUACAGUUAGAUUACUGUUUCUGUAAGAUUAUUUAUUUUUGCUUUUACACUUUAACCAGACUCCAACUUGGAGCCAUGCGAUGUAGAAGUGAUUAGCUCCAGCAGUCAUUGACUAAACUGUCCACAGUGAAGCCGUAACAGCAUAGAUGUAAUAUCAAAAAUUCAUAUCACGUAUUUCAUUCAGAGUUAGCAUUGUGCCUUUAUUUUGUUUUUUGGCCCGUAUCAUACGUCUACUGCUUGAACCUAAUGUUUGGAGCUGUCUGCGCACAUCUGGGAUUUUUAGGACUUCUACGGUAGAGAAAUGUUGACGGUUCAAACUGACUUUUAGUUUGGAGAGUUAUUUUUUAUUUACUAGAGAAAGUCUAACAAAAAAUGCCCCAUGGUUGAUAAGACGGCUCAAGUUCAGUUCCCAUGACACUGUCAAGGCCUUCCUGUCUUUGGUUUCCACAGUUCUGAUGGCAGAGCAUCACUGGACGGAUUUCACCACUAGUCAAAUUGAAUUUCAAUUUGCACUUUACUGUUCUGCAGUUGUUUAUCUUCAUUUCUGUCUGUUUUUAAUAAAUUGAAAUUAUUAUGGACUGCACAUGUGGAUACAUGGU